Messenger RNA from Corythoichthys intestinalis (scribbled pipefish), 1708 nucleotides. RefSeq names its product cytochrome b5 (gene cyb5a). Gene Ontology annotation, molecular function: heme binding. Lineage: Eukaryota; Metazoa; Chordata; Actinopteri; Syngnathiformes; Syngnathidae. The record is from RefSeq and is a predicted model, not a curated record. Gene Ontology annotation, cellular component: intracellular membrane-bounded organelle; membrane. The transcript is spliced from 5 exons. The coding region runs from base 100 to 498 and encodes 132 amino acids.
CGUGGGCGGGCGUAGUUUGUAGCCUGUCGGCUGCGCUGCAGUCAGGUAUUAUUGGAAGUUGGAAGGAAGCAUUUGGACAUUUACUUUCGAAGGAAUAAAAUGGCAGCAGAAGAAGUCAAAUACUUUAGGCUGGACGACAUCAGCAAGCAGAACUCCUUCAAAUCCACCUGGAUUAUGAUACGACACAAGGUCUACGACGUGACCAGGUUCCUCGAGGAGCACCCGGGCGGCGAGGAAGUCCUGAGGGAGCACGCUGGCGCCGACGCCACCGAGAGCUUCGAGGACGUGGGCCACUCCAGCGACGCCCGCCGAGUCGCCGCUCAAAUGCUCAUUGGAGAGCUGCACCCGGACGACAGAGACAAAAUCACCAAGCCUGCGGAGAGUCUGGCCACCGUGUUGGAGGAGGAGCCCAGCUGGCGGCCCGGCUGGUCGAUCCUGGCGGCGGCCGCAGCCGCUGCAGUCACGCUGAUGUAUCGCGUGUACGUGGGCGAUCCCUGACGUCUCGGUCCCGGGGAUUUGAGCCCGUCACCGCUCCCGUCCGGGGCUGCCGUGGAAAAAAGAAAGAAAAAAAAAAAAAAUCAUUGGCACAAUCAUCACUUUAUUAUGAUCAUUAUUUUACAUAUCAUGGAGACCAUUUCCAAGCAUAUUAUCAUCCACUAUGCCAGGGUUCACUUAAUCCGGACCUCGGUGCCACUUUUCCUGUCGUGUUUCCACGUCUCUCUCCCCUAACACACCUGAAUCGAAUGAUUAUGUCAUCAGCAACCUCUCCGGAAGCCUGAUAAUGAUCCUGAUUAUUUUGAUUCAGGUGUGUUGGAGGAGGGAGACAAGGAAAACAUGACAGGAAAAGUGGCACCGAUGUCCGCCCCUGCACUAGGCCAUACCGCAAGACUGAUUAUACCCACCGUUUUUCCACUAGAUGGCGCAAUUUCCAGCAACAUUGGAGCUCCCAGAGUAAAAACUCCUGUAUCAUUUGACCUAUCCUUGAAUGGCUUCAAGUAACACCAUUUAUUAUUCGCUUUUCCUCACUGGAGAGAGAGAGAAAACGAAGGUGCUAUUCAUCCGUUAUAGUCCCCGAACCACAUUUUGGCUAUCUUUUGAAGAAAUAGCAUCGGCUUACAUUGUUGGCCAACCUGUUGGUCGCCAAGGUAAAUAUUUAACUUUGAAAAUACACCUCACCAAAAGCUCCCACGCGACCAGCCUAACUAAAAUCUUUGCGCCUCACCAAUUGACUCUAUUGAAUAUUUCUGUAAUUCACGGAUAUACGCUAAAUCAUUUGCAACGGAAGAAACCACAGUUUACAACUGAUGACUGCACUCAAGUUACUAUCGCGCCGUGUACCGGUGCGCUCCCCUGGCCGGAGGUGGCGCCAUUUCAAUCUUCAUUUUGAUUGUUUGUAUUGACGUAGUUGAGAAGGGGGAAAGCAAACGGACGUCACCCGUCCGACGCCACAAUUGACGCAUUUGAGUUACCUAAUCCGGCAACUGGAUUUUUGCCUCGUCGUCAAACUCGGGCGCACGUCACAACGACGACCUCGUGUGGCGUUUGAAGAAAUGACAUUUUCCCUCCCUCAUAAUUUUUUUUUUUUUUUGAAACAUGAUGCACAUGCCUGUUUUGAAUAAAAACGUUGAUUUUUUAUAUUUCCAACUUGUGUUAAAUAUUGGUGUCUAAAGUUGAUUGGACUUUUUCCUUUGCAUAUUUUUCAAUGAUA